GUGGUAGUGGUAAUAAUACGGUGGCUGGCAGGGUUCAAACCGCGCAUCGACGCCGCUCCUGCUGACGAUGGGAGACGUUAUUUGCGAAGAGCUCGAAGAUUUACUUCAUUUCUCAGUGCACGACCUGCCGGCGAGAGGCUAUGUCGUCAUGGAGGAAAUACGACGUCAGGGGAAACUGUGUGACGUCACGCUCAAGGCAGGUGAUCACAAAUUCAGUGCUCACCGCAUAGUUUUGGCAGCCUCAAUCCCUUACUUCCAUGCUAUGUUCACGAACGACAUGGUGGAGUGUAAACAGGAUGAGAUCCUGAUGCAAGGAAUGGACCCCAGUGCUCUGGAGGCUCUGAUCAACUUUGCAUACAGCGGCCAUGUUGCCAUUGAUCAGCAGAAUGUUCAGUCUCUUCUGAUUGGCUCAAGCUUCCUGCAGCUGCAGAAUGUGAAAGACGCGUGCUGCUCUUUCCUGCAGGAGAGGUUGCAUCCAAGGAACUGUUUGGGAGUGCGUCAGUUUGCAGAGACCAUGAUGUGCACCACACUGUACGACUCUGCCAACAACUUCCUGCACCAACACUUUGUGGACGUGUCCUUGUCUGAAGAGUUUCUUACCCUGAAGACUGAGGAGUUGCUGGAGCUCGUUGGAUGUGAUGAACUUAAUGUGAAGACAGAGGAGCAGGUGUUUGAGGCGGUUCUGGUCUGGGUCCAUCAUGACCGGGACAAACGUGAGUCUCUCCUGCCAGAGCUGCUUUCAAGGAUCAGACUGCCACUUUGUCGUCCUCAGUUCCUCACGGAACGAGUCCAGCAGGAGGAAAUUGUGCGCUGCUGCCAUAAAUGCAGAGACCUAGUGGAUGAAGCCAAAGAUUUCCACCUGAUGUUGGAACGUCAGCCUCACCUUCCGGCCUUCAAGACCCGGCAGAGGUGCUGCACGUCCAUCACGGGUCUCAUUUACGCCGUGGGAGGACUCAACAGCUCAGGCGAUUCCUUAAAUGUGGUCGAGGUGUUUGAUCCAAUUGGGAAUUUGUGGGAACGUUGCCAACCAAUGAGGACGGCCCGCAGCAGAGUGGGCGUCGCUGUUGUUAAUGGACUUUUGUACGCCAUUGGGGGAUAUGAUGGACAGUCUCGCCUCAGCACUGUUGAAGUUUACAACCCGGAGACGGACAGCUGGACCAGAGUGUCCAGCAUGAACAGCCAACGCAGCGCCAUGGGAACAGUGGUGAUUGAUGGACACAUCUACGUGUGUGGUGGAUAUGAUGGGAAAUCUUCUCUCAACUCUGUUGAACGUUACUCCCCUGAGACGGACAGGUGGGCUGUUGUGACAGAGAUGAGCGCAAGUCGAAGCGCGGCCGGUGUGACAGUGUUUGAUGGACGCAUCUUUGUCUCUGGCGGCCAUGAUGGUUUACAGAUCUUCAACACGGUGGAGUAUUACAACCACCACACAAAUCGCUGGCACACGUCGUCAGCCAUGUCGAACAAGAGGUGUCGUCACGGCGCUGCGGCGCUGGGCAGUCACAUGUACGUGGUGGGCGGUUACGAUGGCUCAGGUUUCCUCAGUGGCGCCGAGGUGUUCAGCUCAACCUCGGGCCAGUGGACCCACCUGGUGGCAAUGAACACACGACGCAGCAGGGUGUCUCUGAUGGCGACGUCGGGCCGCCUCUACGCUGUGGGCGGGUACGACGGACAGUCCAAUCUGUGCUCUGUGGAGAUGUUUAAUCCCGAUACCGGACGUUGGACCUUCAUGGCGCCCAUGGCGUGCCACGAGGGAGGGGUGGGCGUUGGUUGCAUCCCCUUGCAACCCGCCUAAUCCUCCAAUCACAGCUCCGGGAUCCACAUCACUGACAUGCUGUGUGGUGAGGAGGUCACGCCCCCCUCCCCCCAGUCGUGCGAGGCCAGUCGCAGCACUCACACCAGCGGUGUGCACGCCAGAGCCCCCCCAGGGUACAAACUGUAGCGUUAGCCUGUGGUGGCUAACUGUUAGCACUGUGCCCUGAGCAAGCAGGCUGGUGACUGUUACCACCAGUAGGAGGCGCUGUGAUCGCUUCUUGUUCUUGACAGGAAGUGGCACUGAGGGAAUUUCCUGCCAUCUACAUUGUGUAUAUUGUCUUCAAAAUAAAAGCACCAUGUUUUGAUGUAGUUUACUAAUGAGGCUUUUAUUCUGGAAACAACAGGAAGUAUACCCAUGUUCUCAUUUGUCCCAAAGUCAAAACAUUUUUGAUAAGUUGUUGGAAGCGGAAAAAGAAAUAAAGUUACAUAUUAAAUGUUGUGGAGUGAAAAGUAUUAUGUGGGUGGGCAGGGCCGUGUCCAAUGAGAGAAAGGCUUCACUUUGAAACAAAGACUUUUAUUGUCUCCUCCAGGAAGUAAAAAUAUAAUCACAUGACUCCACAGCAUGCAGUUAUUGGUUCAGCUGGCACCAGGUUGACUGCUGGCCCCAAUUGGAGGUCCUGAAGCAGGGACGCUGGUGUGAGAACCUGCGGAACUCCUGGAAGAUUGGUGAGGGUCCUUCAACAGAUCAGAGCUGGAAAGAAACGUUCAUUGAAUCGAGUCGAUUAGAUCCUGAUUGAUCUUACAUGAGUUUCAUUUUGACAGUCUGUGUCACAUGACCCAGCCCGUAAGCUCAUGUCAGCGACUCACGGCGGAUCAGUGGGCUGGAAGCGGCGCUCCUCUCCAUCCAGAAUUCCAUGAUAGAGUCGGAUCUCAUGCUCCAAACGCUGCUUGUUACUCAGCAGGGCGUCGUAGUCUUUGCGCUGCUGCUCCAUGUCGCCGCGCACAUCUGCAAGCUCCGCCUCCAGUUUGGACACCACAGAACCCAGGUUCUGAAGCUCCAUGUCAUGCCAGUGGUGGGCAUCGCCCAGUGAGUUCUCCAGGCCACGCUUCUGCAGGAGGAAAUUCAUGAACAAUAUAACUUAAGUUCUGAGUGGGGGUGGGUUUCGGUAACGGAACCACUUAGGAUCACCAGAGCUCGAAUGGAUUCCGUCUCUGCCUGUAGACUUUGGAUCUUGCAGCCAGCAUCAGAGCAUUCAACCUUCAGUGCUUCCAGCUUCUCCUCUUCUGGACUCAGCUGGCUCACACACUUGGCAUCCUACUGACACACACACACGUCAAGACCGGUCCGCACCGCCGCUCAAUGGGGGUUCUGACCUUGCAUUCCAGGUAGCUGUCGGUCUCAGCUCGGUUCCUCUCUGUCGCCUUCUCCCAGUGGUUGCGAAUAUAGUCCAGGAUCUGAUCCAGACUAGUUUCAAUGGGGGCAUCGGGUUGAUCCACUUCACGUCCACACAUCUGACUGUAGAGAAGACGAACGUCCUGCAGUCACACAAACGUUUUGGAUUUUAUGAGUCAUUGAACUCCAUUCCUGAACCGUUAAAUCUUCUUGAGUCGGUGUCGGUCACCUGCUCAUGAUUUCUCUCCAAGUGCCCAAGUUCUGCUCGCAUGUCGUCCAUCUGCUGCUCAAGCUCCGCCCUCGUUAGGUUGGCAUCUUCAAUGACCUUGUAGAGUGAGCCGAUCUCCUCCUCCACUGCCUUCCUGAAGGGCUGCUCAUUGUCAUACCUGUGGGCCGCACACCUGACGGUGACCUCACGACCGAUAAAAAGUCUUAAAGUCACAUCUUACCUUUCUUUGAAGUCCUCGGCGUUGGCCUGGACGUUCUCAGUCUGCAGCAUCAGCCGAGCAUUGUCCAAGAUGGCCUCACUUACCUGCACACACACACAUAUGCUGACGCUGCUGUCCAUCAGUCGUCAAUGUUCAGUGACUACUGCUAUGUAUUGUGUGCAUGUGACAUCAUUCAAUGGGCGCCAUUUUCAGACUUGAGGAGAAUU
Messenger RNA from Doryrhamphus excisus (bluestripe pipefish), 3800 nucleotides. RefSeq names its product kelch-like family member 18 (gene klhl18). The record is from RefSeq and is a predicted model, not a curated record. NCBI's taxonomy places the organism in Eukaryota, Metazoa, Chordata, Actinopteri, Syngnathiformes, Syngnathidae. Gene Ontology annotation, molecular function: protein binding.